UCUUUCUCCUUCUCUCUCUCUCCGCACAUCACCACCUCCACCUUUGUACUCCACGAUGGCCAACGUCAAGUUUGGUAAGUAUUUGUUUAAUUUCUGUAUCAAGAAACCUGAAAUCAAAUUGUGUGUUGAUUUGGGUUGGAGAAGAAGCAAAACAAAGAAGAUGAAGAAGAAGAAGAAGAGCAAAGAGAGCAACAAUGGAGAAGAAGCAAAACAAAGAAGACGAAGAAGAAGAAAAGCAGCAGGUUGUGAAUCCAUGGAAGGUCGAGGCCAAGGAAAGCGGAAAAAUCAACUACGACAAGCUCAUCGAGUAGUUCGGCUGCCAGAGAAUCGAUCCAUCUCUCGUCGACCGCGUCCGCCGCCUCACCUCACGCCCUCCCCACGUCUUCCUCCGCCGCGACGUCUUCUUCGCCCACCGGGACUUGAAUGAGAUUUUGGAUGCGUAUGAAAGAGGGGAGAAGUUUUAUCUCUACACUGGGAAAUGGCCUUCCUCUGAGGCCUUGCAUUUAGGGUACUUGAUUCUGUUCAUGUUCACAAAGUAAGGCUCUAAUUGAAUUUCAACUCCAUUAUUUUUGAAUUUCGAUUGGGAGUGUUUGUUUG
Argentina anserina (silverweed cinquefoil) is the source of this 597-nucleotide messenger RNA. RefSeq lists its product as uncharacterized. NCBI's taxonomy places the organism in Eukaryota, Viridiplantae, Streptophyta, Magnoliopsida, Rosales, Rosaceae. The transcript is spliced from 2 exons. Bases 56 to 427 code for a protein of 123 amino acids. The record is from RefSeq and is a predicted model, not a curated record.